Salarias fasciatus (jewelled blenny) is the source of this 583-nucleotide messenger RNA. Its product is annotated as hemoglobin subunit beta-like. NCBI's taxonomy places the organism in Eukaryota, Metazoa, Chordata, Actinopteri, Blenniiformes, Blenniidae. Gene Ontology annotation, molecular function: organic acid binding; haptoglobin binding; oxygen carrier activity. Bases 57 to 500 code for a protein of 147 amino acids. Gene Ontology annotation, cellular component: hemoglobin complex; haptoglobin-hemoglobin complex; blood microparticle. Gene Ontology annotation, biological process: hydrogen peroxide catabolic process; oxygen transport. The transcript has 3 exons. The record is from RefSeq and is a predicted model, not a curated record.
UGCUCCCGUCAACUUUUCUUUUCAAGCCUGAGGAGUGAAUCCAAACAGAAGCCAGCAUGGUUGAGUGGAGCGACAAGGAGCGCAGCAUCAUCAAUAGCCUCUUUUCCACCUUGGACUAUGAAGAUAUCGGCUCCAAGACUCUGUCCAGGUGUCUGAUCGUCUACCCCUGGACUCAGAGGUAUUUCAACAACUUUGGACCGCUCUACAGCGCCGAGGCCAUCACAUCCAACCCCAACAUCGCAGCCCACGGAGUGAAGAUCCUGCACGGCCUGGACCGCGCUGUGAAGAACAUGGACAACAUCAAGAACGCUUACACUGAGCUGAGUGUGCUGCACUCUGACAAGCUGAAAGUGGACCCCGACAACUUCACGCUGCUGGCAGACUGUCUGUCCAUCGUCAUUGGAGCCAAACUGGGCAGCAACUUCACCAUCGAGACCCAGGCCACUUUCCGGAAGUUCCUGGCUGUGGUGGUGUCUGCCCUGGGAAAGCAGUACCACUAGAUCACCAAGCUGCACACCACAGGGAGAUCUGAAGUCUGUAGACACAUCUGACCUGUCUCCUCAAAUAAAAUAAAAACUCAGCA